AAUAGCGGGCAGCAGCAAAAGUUUUUACAACUUGUCUAGAUAAUACUGCCUAGAUGACAAUUAUUAACAAUCACUUUAAUAUAGUAAUACUUCCUCUUAGAGUUCAUUGGAGCCCCCUACACUUUUUUAUUCUUUUAGUGAAAUAUUUUAAUUUGUCAUCAGCAGAACUCGUCACGUUUAAGUAUUUAAAUUUUUAAAAACAUACUUUUGUUUGGUACUUUAUAAAAUCUUACAAAAAGGGAGGAAGAUAAACUGAAGAUGGCUGUUAUUGUGCCAUUUUCACUUGGGAGGAAAUAUCAGUGUUCACCUUUGAGUUUUCUUCAAGCUUUGAUACCAAGAAGCGCGCGGAACACAAUCAAACGAAGUCCCGCAAUACGGCUUUUGGAAGCCGGCGGGAAUCAUAUACGAAGAAUGACUAUAGUGAAAAGUGUAGUGAAGUGUUUUAUGGUGUUAAUUUAGUAAACGGUAGUGUAAAAGGGCGUUACAUAAGGUCGGAAUGAUAGAAAAAGGGAGCCCGCCCUGACGCGUUCAGCGCCGGCGUCCGCGGCGGGCGGCGCUUGUGUCAUGGCCCCGGCGCUCACUGUGGCACCACAAGCGACUCAUUACGACGUGGUCGACGAGACCGAGAAACUAGCCCACCGAAGACGGGCCCUUGUGUCCGUCAACAAUCUUUCGACACACAUGGAGGACGACGAUAUGGGACUCCAGAACCAGCCUAGUUUGGCGAAAGAUUCGCAAGAAAUGGAGCAGAUCCUAGUUGAUCUAGGCAGCAGUGAUAUUGUACAAGCUGAUUUACUCCAAGCGAUCAAAACUCUAGAAAGUGGAGGUGAUGCUUUAUCUACAGGUGAUCCAGAAGCUAUAUUUCCCUUGUCAGGCUUUGAUUUAACAGAGACUGCCGAUUCUGAGGGUGAUGCGGCCGAAGAUAAAAUAAGGCUAUUGCAGGCACGGUUAGAGCGCAGAUGUGCAUUUUUGUUGAGGAGAUUAAGAAUAUUGCAGGCAAGAUCGCUGGGAAAAAGAAUAGCCGAAGAAGCUACUCAAACAUUUGAAAGGUGUACACGUGGUGCCAGAAAAGAUGGGGGAGGAAGGCCAAUGGGACUAAAGGCAUUUUUAAAAAGAAUAGAGACUACAUCAGCGUUACAAGCAAGUGCAGCAUCCAGAACUGUUGUAGGGCCAAAAUAUUAUAAUCCUGGAACAUCUAAAGGUGAUGUCACAAGGUCAGCUUCACUGGGUAUACCAUCAGGAACCCUUACUGGCCUUGAAGAUACAGCAGGAGCUCUGCGUUCACAUUUAUCAGUUGUUAAACAUCAAUUAGAUUCUGAUGCUACAGACUCAUCGUCAGGUGCUGAGAGUAAUGAUGAAGCAUUAUCAUACAACAAUCAGCACCAACAACAUAUGCCCAUUGAGAAACGAGCACUGUGGUCCUGGCAAAGAAAGCGUGCAUCAAUUGCUUCUCGAUGGUGUUGGUUGCAAGCACAAGUUCAAGAGUUGGAGUACAAGAUACGUCAGCAUAAUGAUCUGCAUAAGCAGGUACGUGAAGCUAAGGGUCGCAUAGAAUUUGAAGGUGAACCAGUGGGCUAUGAAGGGAGCUUGCCCGGCGAUGACGAUGACUUGCCUUGCACCUGUGCUCGAGUGCGACCCUUGCGAAGGGACACAUUUAAGAAGCGGAAACUUCUACAAAUGCACAAUUUACAUCUUGCAACUAGUAAAGCGGCUAAGCCAUCCGAUAUAAAGUGCAGUUGCCAGCAUCCAGUGGAGUCGUGCGCGGUGUGCACGGGGCGCGCGGAGCCGACGCAGCCGGCGCCGCCGUUCUGCACGCUCGCGCCGGCGCAGCGCCGCGCGCUCGUCGACCCGGCGUACCACCCGGUGCUUAGCGACGUACAAGAUAUACCGGCGUCGGUGCACAUGAGCGCGCUGACGUCCCGCUCGUGGUUCCGCGCGCGCUUCAAGUCGUACCGCGGCGCGCACCACGCGGCCACCGCGCGCCCCGCGCCGCCCAGCGCCGAGCCGCGCCCCGCCAAGCGGCAACCCACGCGACUAAAACGUGGGCGACCGCCAUUAUCCAGAAAAGUUAAAGAGCGUGAUCGGGAUGAUGACACCUCUACAUCUGGACAAGAGAGGGGCCGUGGUAGACCGAGUACGGAGUCGCGUGGCUGGCGCCGGCAGUCCUACGACAUCGACAAUAUCGUCAUUCCGCAGAGUAUAGCAGCCAACACGAGACCCGAAAUACUUACUUAUAAGGAAAUUAUAACACCAAAAUGGCGUGUUAUGGACAUACCUCCACCAAAACUGAAUAAUGGAAUUUCAAAUUCAAGUCACACUUUGGUGGAUGAGAGUGAUGAGGAGGACAUAUCCGAACCGGCCGUGGAGGAGCGACACAUGCGCGCCGAGACCAGCGAGAGGAACAGAUAUUUACGCAAACAGCGGUCGAGACGAGUUAACACGGAGACGGAACAAUCCCAACAGAACACUUCGCAACAUGUUAACCAUCAGAGUCAACAACAGAACGCACAUCAACACCAGCACCAACAACAACCCAGAUCGAGAUCACAAGUUCCACAGCCGCAGGCGCACGUGCAAUCGCAGCAGGCGCAACCGCAAGCGCAAUCUGUACAUUCGAACUCUUCUAAUGAUGAGACCGAGAGACCUUACACGCCUCGAAAGUUUCCACUACCAGACGAUAUGUACCAAGACAUGUUAUCAAUGAUGCCGGAGUCUUACCACCAGAGUAGUCCCGAGCCUUCGCCCCCGAGGAUCGAAGAGGAAAUAGAAGAGUCAAGUUCGCUAUCGCCCAUGUCCCCGCUCGUGUUCGAAGGCGAUGAUCCUGAUGAUGGCGAAUGGAAUCCCAGUGUUGAGAAAACUGAGCGCAGGAAGAGUUCAUUCAGAUAAUAUUAGUGAUUAUACGAGGUUUAAGUUUUUAAUUUAUACAGAAGUUUGUUUUGGGUUUGGUUGUAAGAUUUAAUAAUAUAAAUUACAGUUUGAUACUUUAUUAGUUUCCAACAGGGAAUAAAAGGUAUAAUGGGAUGGUGUAUCUAUACAUGCCAUUUUUUGGGAUUUUAGUACCAUCUAAACAGAUACAUAAAUCUUUUCAGCUUUCCUAUCAUUUACGUUUAUUACACUCAACGGUAUGAUGAGAAAACGAAAUGAAGCUUUUUUCCAAAUUUGUUUAUGUUUUGAAUUUGUUUUAAGUUUUAACAUAGCUUUAAUGUUAAGGUGUAAGAGGUAAACUUAUGUAAAUUUUUAAUUGAUGUAAAUUUAUUGAAUCCGUUAGACAAGGUAUACCCUUACAUUCCUUUAUUCCGAUGUAAAUAAACUUGUAUAUUUUAACAUAAUAUUAUUGAUAAGGGAUGCCUUUUAGUGAAAAAUUUGCAUUUGGUUUGAUAUUUUUCCAGUGAGCUCUAAUAAACAUUACUUAAAAUUACUAGUGAUGAUGAGUUAUUAUUAUUGAUGUACACUUUUCCUUACAAGACAUUAAAAUUAUUCUUAACUCUUAUGUAUGGACAUUAUUUAAUUUUCUUUUUUUAUAUUUUUUAUGAGCAAAAGUAGAUAAAUGAUCAGUCAAAUAUAAUAGUUUAACACAGUCGCAGUGUCACUUUCAGCUUUUAAAUAAUAUCUUAAGUUGAUAAUAACUCAAUCGGUGUUUCCCCAACAGACCUACUAACUAACCUUAGUGUAAAAGAAAGUAUUAAGAAUUAUUAGAUGGUAUAUAAUAUAAAAAGUUGUAAGCGCCCGAAACGCAAAGCGAUGUAAAUAUGUAAUCGGGCACUUGAGGCAACUAAUAGACUGGUUAUAAUAAUUUGAAUCUCUAAGAGAGUUUUCAUUUCACACUUACGCUCAGUUACUUCAAUAACCUAAAAAAGGUCCCGUAAAAACAAUGUAAUACAUUUUGUAAAUAUGAUUCACCUCGCGUUUAGUAUGUACAUAAGUUUUUAAUUUCAUUUUCCUUUGUGAUAGUUACAUAUUUAGUACAAGAUUUAGGGACAGUUAAUAAAAACGUGUAUGUACCAUAAAUCCAAUUUGUAUUUCCGUUCGAUAAAACGAAAUAUUAAAACUACAUUUUAUUAAUUUCUAUUUCUUUAAUAUAAGGGACAAUUUUUCAGCCAAUAUUUGCAUUUGUUAAAAAAGUUUCGAGUAAGAUGAAGUGUUAUUUUUAAUGUCUUAUAUUAAUCGUUUGAAAAGAAGCCAAAGUCUUCUUGUUAGUUAGAUGUUAAGUUAGUUAAGAAUUUAAAUGGAUUGAAGAUGUACGCUUGAAAAAUGUUGUAUAUGUUUAGUAUGCAGAAUAAAAAUUUAAUUGACAAAAUGAU
Messenger RNA from Zerene cesonia (dogface butterfly), 4301 nucleotides. It is a transcript of the gene nsl1, whose product is annotated as KAT8 regulatory NSL complex subunit 1. The coding region runs from base 565 to 2886 and encodes 773 amino acids. Gene Ontology annotation, cellular component: NSL complex. The transcript is spliced from 12 exons. Gene Ontology annotation, molecular function: histone acetyltransferase binding. The record is from RefSeq and is a predicted model, not a curated record. Lineage: Eukaryota; Metazoa; Arthropoda; Insecta; Lepidoptera; Pieridae.